This is a messenger RNA of Suillus bovinus, 381 nucleotides long. RefSeq lists its product as uncharacterized. The coding region runs from base 1 to 381 and encodes 126 amino acids. The record is from RefSeq and is a predicted model, not a curated record. The transcript has a single exon. Lineage: Eukaryota; Fungi; Basidiomycota; Agaricomycetes; Boletales; Suillaceae.
AUGCCCUUGCUAGCAGAAAACCCUAAUUUAGCCAUGGCCCCAGACUUUGAAGCAUCAGAAUACACGCUAGCUCAUGCCCAACUCAUGAAUGAAACGACAGACGAACAACAAACUGCCAAAAUUCUAGCUAACCUAUGGGAAAUUCAGAACAACGCAGACAAGUGUCAGUGGGAAGUUAGAAUCCAAGAAGAAGCUCAGGUAGCAGAAGAAGAGCAAAGGCAAACUGCUGAAGCAGAAGCCCAGAAACAACAAGCCCUUCUCGCAGAAAAAGAAGCUGCCAUAUCUGAAGAACAAAAGAAGAACAAAUCCAAAUAUGCACCAAUCCGCAACAUAGAUGUUCCGUCCAAUCCAAUAAUCCUCCCAUGCCAGUAUGCCAUCUGA